Messenger RNA from Staurois parvus, 408 nucleotides. NCBI's taxonomy places the organism in Eukaryota, Metazoa, Chordata, Amphibia, Anura, Ranidae. The record is from the annotation of a GenBank genome assembly.
AUGCAGACUGCUUCUACAAACAUUUGUGAAAGACUGUGCAAUACGUCCAUCCAUGAAAUUUCCUUGCUACUAAAUAUUCCAUGGUCAACUUUUAGUGGUCUUACAACAAAGUGGAAGCAACUGGGAACAACAGCAGCUCAGCCAUGAAGUGGUAGGCCACGUAAAAUGAAAGAGCUGGGUCAGCGCAUGCUGAAGCGCACAGUGUUCAGAAUUCAUCAACGGUCUGCAGAGUCAAUAGCUAAAGACCUCCAAACUUCAUGUGGCCUUCAGAUUAGCACAACAACAGUGCAUAGAGAGCUUCAUGGAAUAAGUUUCCAUGGCCAAGCAGCUGCAUCCAAGCCUUACAUCACCAAGUGCAAUGCAAAGCGUCAGAUUAAGUGGUGUAGAGCACGCCGCCACUGGACUCUA